AGAACAAGAGACUGAGGGAGCCAGACUCCUGGGUCCCCAAAAAGGGCCUGCGUCGCGAUGGGUUCCACGGCUUCCCCGGACGGAGCUCUGGGCUACGUCCGCGAGUUCACUCGCCACUCCUCCGACGUGCUCGGCAACCUCAAUGAGUUGCGCCUGCGCGGGAUCCUCACUGACGUCACGCUACUGGUUGGCGGGCAACCCCUUCGGGCUCACAAGGCAGUUCUUAUCGCCUGCAGUGGCUUCUUCUAUUCAAUUUUCCGAGGCCGUGCAGGAGUUGGGGUGGAUGUGCUCUCCCUGCCUGGGGGCCCCGAAGCUGGAGGCUUCGCUCCUCUUCUGGACUUCAUGUACACUUCGCGCCUACGCCUCUCUCCUGCCACUGCACCAGCUGUUCUUGCAGCCGCCACCUAUUUACAGAUGGAUCAUGUGGUCCAGGCAUGCCACCGCUUCAUUCAGGCCAGCUAUGAACCUCUGGGCAUCUCCCUGCGGCCCCUGGAGGCAGAACCCCCCACGCCCCCUACGGCCCCGCCACCAGGCAGUCCCAGGCGCUCCGAAGGGCACCCAGACCCACCUACUGAGUCUCGAAGCUGCAGUCAAGGCCCCCCCAGUCCAGGCAGCCCAGACCCCAAGGCCUGCAAUUGGAAAAAAUACAAGUUCAUCGUGCUAAACUCUCAGGCCUCCCAAGGAGGGAGCCUGGUGGGGGAGAGGAGUUCUGGUCAACUUUGCCCCCAAGCUGGGCUCCCCAGUGGAGAUGAGGCUUCCAGCAGCAGCAGUGGCAGCGAAGAAGGACCCAUUCCCGGUCCCCAGAGCAGGCUCUCUCCCACUGCUGCCACUGUACAGUUUAAAUGUGGGGCUCCAGUCAAUACCCCCCAUCUCACACACCGGGCUCAAGGAGCCAAUGCAUCAUCUCCCUCUGGGCGGGCUCGUCCACCACCAGGAAGUGAAUUUUUCAGCUGCCAAAACUGUGAGGCUGUGGCUGGGUGCUCAUCGGGGCUGGACCCCUUGGCUCCUGGGGAUGAGGACAAGCCCUACAAGUGUCAGCUCUGCCGGUCUGCCUUCCGCUACAAGGGCAACCUGGCCAGUCACCGCACAGUGCACACAGGGGAAAAGCCCUACCACUGCUCCAUUUGCGGAGCCCGCUUUAACCGGCCGGCUAAUCUGAAAACGCAUAGCCGCAUCCAUUCUGGAGAGAAGCCCUAUAAGUGUGAGACCUGUGGUUCCCGCUUUGUACAGGUAGCACAUCUGCGCGCCCACGUGUUGAUUCACACUGGGGAGAAGCCCUAUCCUUGCCCCACCUGUGGGACUCGCUUCCGUCACCUACAGACCCUCAAAAGCCAUGUUCGCAUCCACACAGGGGAGAAGCCUUACCAUUGCGACCCCUGCGGCCUGCAUUUCCGGCACAAGAGUCAGCUACGGCUUCAUCUGCGCCAGAAACAUGGAGCUGCUACCAACACCAAAGUACACUAUCACAUCCUGGGGGGACCCUAGCUGAGCGAUGGCCCAGACCCCUGUCACUUUCUGGAAGCCAGGAAAGCUGCUGGCCCACACCUGGCUUCUCUGUCAGAUUCGGGCAUGGAGGUGCACAAGGCCCCUCCGUUCUCAGAAACUGCCACCAUCUUAAUUUCUCACUGGGGAGAGCAGGGGUGGCAGAUCCUGACUUGAUCUGCCUCUGUUUUGCUGGUCAAAACCUCUCCCCCACAAUCAAAAUUGUUCCUGAGGAGAGAGCAAGCUAGGAGCUGGGGACGGGAGAGGCUGGAGGCUGGUUUUCUUAAGGGAAUAGUCCUCUACCUGCAGUCCCCACCUCAUUCGGUUUCUCUGUACAUAUAAUUUAUUGAGGCCUUUGGGUGGCACCAGGGCCUUCAUUCUAUUGUAUUUUCCACUUCCCUCUUCCCAGUGUGAUCAAAGUGACCCCAAACAUAGAAUGUGAUGUCAUAGCUCUGCUGGCAGAGAUUAGCACUGGGCUGUCUCCUUUGGCUUGAGUGUUUUAUGUUAUUAUUGCCAUAACUUCUAUCUUUAGAAUUGUUCUUUCUCCUAUUUGUUUGCUUGUUGGUUUGUUUAAAAUGGAGAAAUGGGUUCUCUGUGUUCUGCCCCUCCAGUUCUAGGUCUGAAACCUUUCUUUGUUCUAGGGCAGCUCUGGGAACGUGUGGGUGUAUGGAAUUGGGUCAGGAACCCUCUCUGGUAUUCUGGAUUUUAUAGGUUCUCUAGCAGGCUAGAAUCGGAUAGACUUUUCUCUGUUCUUCAAGGGUUAUGGGAACUUUAUGGUGAGUCUGAAAUGCAGGUAAUAAAUGCCUUCUGAGGGCUGUGAGUGUGGGGGCUUUGUCAGCCUUAGAACUAAGAGAUGAUUGGAGAGACUUCUUCUUAUACCCCAACCGUCCUAUUCAUCUGUUCACCUAGGUUGACUCUGCUGUGUCUGUCAUGAUAGAGCCCACAACCCUCCCACUAGGGCCUGUUCUUAGCAAUGAGUUGGUCCCUCAUUGGGGAAAGAUCUGAAAUUCUUUGUUAGAGAUGAUGCUGCCUUU
This is a messenger RNA of Molossus molossus (Pallas's mastiff bat), 2516 nucleotides long. It is a transcript of the gene BCL6B, whose product is annotated as BCL6B transcription repressor. Gene Ontology annotation, biological process: regulation of transcription by RNA polymerase II. Gene Ontology annotation, molecular function: protein binding; RNA polymerase II cis-regulatory region sequence-specific DNA binding; DNA-binding transcription factor activity, RNA polymerase II-specific. The coding region runs from base 58 to 1485 and encodes 475 amino acids. The record is from RefSeq and is a predicted model, not a curated record. Lineage: Eukaryota; Metazoa; Chordata; Mammalia; Chiroptera; Molossidae. The transcript is spliced from 9 exons.